GCGGUUGUACACGCGGUGUUGGUAUGUGGAAAUACGGGAAAAGUCAAAACUUUUAAAUUGGUCUAAGACUCGCCUUGUGAUAGCUCCUGACGGGCUUGCUACUAGAACAUAUAGAAGUGGCCACGCACUUUUCCGGAGCCUGGCUCUUUGUACUGUCUGACCUUCAGAGCGGACAUGUAGUCAGCAGCAUAAGCAGAGCACAUACCUCUUUGUGAACUCUUAUUUACUCUCAAACAGCUUCCACUACCUCUCGGGCUGGACUGUGGUGCAUUAACGUCAGCUCGCCCUCCCCUGCCCCCCCGCCCCUCAGCAAUGGCCUCACGCAUUGGCUUGCGGAUGCAGCUGAUGCGAGACCAGCUGCAGCAGGAGGAGCAGCGUGAGCGGCAGCAGAAUGCAGCCCUGCAAUACAUGCAGAACCGCAUGGCUGGGCCACCUGCACCCACCCCAGCCAUUAGCACUCCACAGCAUUACCAAAGCAUGCAGGUCCCCGUGGAGGUUCUGAAGGUACAGACUCACCUUGAAAAUCCCACGGACUACCACAUCCGUCAGUCUCGAAGACAACAAGUGAAAGAAUACCUGUCAACCACCUAUGCCACCAAACAGACGGUCAAUGCAGUAGCAGGGCUAGUUCCGCCUUCUCCUCCAACAAACAUGGGACCUACAGGGAAUUCAGCGUCUGCACCUCCACCUCUCCAGUCCCCGCACUUGCGCACCGAGCAGCUUAUGUCUGGCAACAGUGCCCCCAACAGCCCAAUGGCCAUGCUCAACAUUGGUUCCAGCCACGAGAAGGAGAUGGAUGAAGUCAUUGAUAACAUCAUCAGUAUGCAGUCCAGUUAUGAUGAUUUUCAAAGUUACACUGAUCCUGUCCAGAUGUCAAACACACUCCCUCUCUCAAGCAGUCACCUAGAUGUGUAUACAGGUUCUAGCAUGAAGGGCCCAGCCAUUGCUAUGACUAGUAACUCCUGUCCUGCCAAUCUGACCAUCAAGCGAGAACUCUCAGAAGCCCGUGCGCUGGCCAAGGAGAGACAGAAAAAAGACAACCACAAUCUGAUUGAAAGGAGGAGAAGAUUCAACAUUAAUGAUCGUAUUAAAGAGCUGGGCACCAUGAUCCCCAAAACCAAUGAACUUGAUGUGCGCUGGAACAAAGGCACUAUAUUGCGGGCAUCUGUAGAGUACAUCAAACGCAUGCAAAAGGAUGCACAGAGGACAAGAGAGGUGGAGAACAACUUUAAAAGGAUGGAGAUUGCUAACAAACAGCUGUUGCUGCGCAUCCAGGAGUUGGAGAUGCAGGCUCGUCUGCAUGGCCUGCCCAGCAGCUCUCCCUCUGGCAUGAACCCAGCUGACAUUAUGGCUUCUUAUAUAAAACAAGAGACCAGCCUAGAGGAGAACCAUUCUCACCCCCAGGCACAAGCCCAUCACCAGCCCCAGCAUCUACUCCAUAACCAGGCACAUCCCCAGGCCCAGCGGCACCAAUUCCUCUCCCAGACACACUUCCACCCUCAGGGCCAGGCCCAGCCUGAACCCAGGCAGCUGCCACCACUCCCACAGCACCUCCAGCCUCAGCCUCCCAUCCAGUUCCCAGCUGUGGGCAGUUCCCAGCCCUUUGACUUUGCCCAGUCGCUGGACUUGUGCGAUGGGAUACCAGGGUUUUCAGACGGCAUGUCUGGGCUGGGUGACCUGUGUGGACUGGAUCUCCAGGGGAGGAGAGGCGAGCUGGGUUUCCAUAUGAUGGACGAGCCUUUGUCCCCAAUGGGUGGAGACCCGCUGCUCUCUGCAAUGUCCCCUGAAGAGUCUGUCGACUCCAGCCGCAGAUCCAGCUUCAGCAUAGAGGAUGGAGACAUAAUGUAGACAAGCAUAAAUUCGCUCAGUCAAACACAUGAGGUUUCACAUAGAUUGUAGUAAAGAUAAACACAAAUGUCACGUUUGCAUUACACAAAAUACAUGCAUUACAUACACAGAAAUGAAUUGGCUCCCAUCAUUUAACUAGCAUACAUAUCACACAGUUUCAACCAGUGGCACUCACCUGUGGUGCAUUUAUCUUAUCAGAAACGGUACACAGUAUUUACACAGGUAAAAACCUUCUGUAUUCAAACAUUCAUGAGUAUGUGCGCGCACACACACACACACACACACACAAACACACACAUACAUACACAGACAUAAGCGUGUGUUAGUUUAACUGAGCAGCUUGAAACUUUGCCCAACACACUGAGCAUUUACAAGGUAUGAACCAGCACUGCCAGGUCAGGAGUUAUAUGGCACACUUAGCCUUGUUUCCAUAAAGGUGGCCCUGAAUCAUAAUUGAAGAAGGGACAAAACAUCCAGUUAAUUAGACUGCCGUUAUCAGAUAGAAGAACAAACCAAGUGCAUCAUCACACGCGAUAGAAGACAAGUUAUUUGCCCCUAACAUCAGCCUCUUCUAGUAAUCAUAAAUGACUGACUGAAUGAUAGAGAACAAAAAUGGAAAUGGUUUUAUGGCCCUGGAUGCAUAAUUUAUCUUGAGGGGAUACAGUCCAGUCACGUGAAUCCCUUCCUCAGGCUCUUAUGUGGCCUCAGGUUUUAGCUGUUAGCGUGGUGAAGUGUCUAUCAGUGUCCAUAUCUUGGGGAACAUUAAAAAAAAGCUGAAGCUUGCUUCAGGAGGUGGAUGAUUCAGCUUUUAGCAAAGGCCUUUAUAUUUACCCCAUUUCUUCUAGCUGAAAUUGUUGUCUUCUCACAAAAUGCAUGCACGUGCACUCACACAAUGUUGCUCCCACCUUUUUCUGCACCUCCAGCACUGUCACAAUCUUUACCCAAAAACACUGUAAAGUCCGUUGACUUUGGGAGUAGAGGAAAACCACAGAAUGGUCAUCAGAAAUCGGAGGGCCAUCCGUUUCUGUGAGGUGUCGAAACACUCAGGUACUGUAACAGAAUACACGAGCAGGCUUUUAAAUAGAAGUGGAUGUUAACCUGAAGUACGUCAGGGCCAUAACCCCCGUCUGUUUGUGUCUUUUUGUUUUUGCUGCUCCUUUUCAAAGGCACAGGUUUAUAGGUCGGAGGUCAUCAGCUUAGACUCAGUAUCACAUUCAGCUAUGCCCAUAAAUGCUUUAGUAUUUGCUUCUGCAUCAGUGUUACCUUGUAAGCGCAGGAGAUAGUUAUUUCCUCCCACUAAGUGACCCUUUAGGGGUUGUGAUGAAGGAAAGAAGUGACAUAUUUAAAUAGUGGAGGAAGAUCCCUUAUUCAGACACGGGAUACACAACAUUGCUGGCUUCAUCGGUCUCUUGGUGUCAGCAUUCUGUCACUCAAACGUUGGCCGUUUUUACGUUACUGUUCCACGCUGUUUCAUCCAGACAUCACCCAAAGUGAGCUGUGGAUUCAUUCAAACAUGAAGCCAGAAUGUUAAGGUGCUGUCAGAUUAAUAGAAAAGAGUGCAUGUCUGAAGGGACUAAAGUGUUAGUUCUAUCUGACAGCAGCCGUAGGCUCGUCUUUAUGACAUUGGAACACGCUUGCAUGUAUUUGCACUCGCACUCAUUUCACAAACAUGCACACUUUAAACACAAAUGAUCAUCUAUUACACACUUCGGCAUUACAGUACUCACAGAUUGGUGCAUGCAUAGUAUUUUUUUGGGACACUGACAUGAUUUUUUUUUUUUUUUUUGUUAUUUUAGCUGCGUACCAAAACAUAUUCAAGUUAUAGUUAUACGGGGUUAAAGUGCAGAUUGUCAACUUUAAUUUGAGGGGUUGAACAAAAAGAUUGCAUUUACCUUUGAGAAAUUACUGCCUGUUUCUAUACACUGACCCCCAUUUUCAGGUACUCAAAUGUAAUUGGGUAAAUAAAUAUAAGUGUAAAUUAAACAGUUAAUACUAUGUUGAGGUUCUUUCGCAGCCUGAAGUCUUGAACUCAUGGACACCUCUAAAGAAUGAGAUUCUUCCUGUAUUUUCCUGUAUUUCAUCACGUGGCUCAGCUGCAGUCAUCCACAGCUGCUGUAUUACACGGAUGGUCAGAAAUGUUUGUGUUGCUGAGCUCACCAGUGCAUGCUUUUCUUUAUUUUUCAGACUGUACUGAGCUGUUAUCAUUUCCACUGGCUCUUUGAUGUGUUUGUUUUGUUUUCGUAGCCUAAGGCUGAUCUGUUUCACUUUUUUUUGAGCAGCAAAUUCCAAAUGCAAAUGCCACAAUUGAAAUCAUCUCCAGACCUUUUACACAAUGCUUACACAAUGACAUUACUGUAUGACAUGGCUGUAAUUCCUCACUGGAAGAUGCAGUGUUUCUGUUUAGCGUCUGCACUAUAAUUGCGUCGUUUAUUCAAAUCAUUUGUUGCGACUUGCAGAGUUGUGAAAGCUGUGCCGCUGUCCAUGUGAGUCUGGACGUAACUGUACGUGUACAUAAAGCGGAGUGUGCCUUGAGGCUGUAGUAAAGCUGCCAGCUGCAGAGGCAAAGCUCAGGUCUGCUGUUCAAGCUGUCACCUAAAGGUGAUUCAUUACUCCAGCUGUCACAGUGAUGACUGGAGCAGGUUUUGUUCAACCUGUGUUGCAUCUCUGCUGUGGUAGACCUGGGGCUUAGCUUUGAUUGAUAUUGUUUAUGAUCAGAAAAGAAAUAUAUAUAUAUAGAAAAAAGUACUUUCAGGGGGAUUUUUUUUUUUGAUUUAAAAGAAAUGUCUGUUUUCUUUGUUCUAUGGUUUGUUUGUUGUAUCUCCCAAAGCACUGAAAAUUAUGUUAUUGUUUUUACUUUGUAUAUGGAAGAAAUAUGGAAUGAGAUUUGCUUCAGAUGUUUUAUGCCACUAAGCCACUUAAAUGUAUUUUAUUUGUCUUUGAUAUUUUAGUUCUAUUUCAAUUUUAUUCCAAAACUACCCUUUCUUCUCAGAGCCAUUUUCAGGAGGUACACUGUACAGGCAUUUAAACCAACAAUGUUUAACUGGAGUUGGGGUACCAUUUAUAAACUUCAAGAUUUCAGCUGAUUUUAAAGAGAUUAUGUAUAUUUCUGAUGCCAUUUUUGUAUGAUUGGGAUUUUAUUUAUCUCUCUUUUAACUUUGAAAUUUGGAUCCAGAUGUAGGUGAAAGGUGAUUCUAUCAUUUGACUGAAAUCAAGUUGCUCGUUUGAUGAAUGUAAAGGCUUACCAGUAGUUCUUGUCAGGCUGA
Messenger RNA from Archocentrus centrarchus (flier cichlid), 5111 nucleotides. It is a transcript of the gene tfeb, whose product is annotated as transcription factor EB. Gene Ontology annotation, biological process: regulation of transcription by RNA polymerase II; positive regulation of DNA-templated transcription; humoral immune response. The record is from RefSeq and is a predicted model, not a curated record. NCBI's taxonomy places the organism in Eukaryota, Metazoa, Chordata, Actinopteri, Cichliformes, Cichlidae. Gene Ontology annotation, cellular component: nucleus. Bases 313 to 1848 code for a protein of 511 amino acids. Gene Ontology annotation, molecular function: protein dimerization activity; RNA polymerase II cis-regulatory region sequence-specific DNA binding; DNA-binding transcription factor activity, RNA polymerase II-specific. The transcript is spliced from 12 exons.